Messenger RNA from Polyodon spathula (Mississippi paddlefish), 8139 nucleotides. Its product is annotated as ral GTPase-activating protein subunit alpha-2-like. The transcript is spliced from 40 exons. Lineage: Eukaryota; Metazoa; Chordata; Actinopteri; Acipenseriformes; Polyodontidae. Gene Ontology annotation, biological process: regulation of small GTPase mediated signal transduction; positive regulation of GTPase activity. The record is from RefSeq and is a predicted model, not a curated record. Gene Ontology annotation, molecular function: GTPase activator activity. The coding region runs from base 57 to 6059 and encodes 2000 amino acids. Gene Ontology annotation, cellular component: cytoplasm; nucleus.
AAGCAUAGCGCCAGAUUAGCACAGGGUGAUAGACUAGACACUAGCACACAGACUGCAUGGUAAAAGAGGGAAAAACAGCCGCCAAAAUAGCUUUCUAUAACGGAAUGUUUUCUCGAAAGAGCUAUGGAGACGUCAAGAAAUCUACACAGAAAGUUCUGGACCCAAAGAAGGAUGUACUGACCCGCUUGAAGCACCUCAGGUCUCUGCUAGAUAUCCUGGAUGGGGGAGAACUAAAGACGUUCUUUGAAACAAACUGCUCUCAAAUUUACUUUGUCUUCUUUGAGAAUUUCAUUACACUGGAAUAUAGCUUAAAGCAAAAAGGGAAUAAAUCACAAAGGGAGGAGCUGGACUCCAUUCUCUUUCUUUUUGAAAAAAUUCUUCAGCUUCUGCCGGAAAGAAUAUACUACAGAUGGCAAUUUCACAGUAUAGGUUCUAUUUUGAAGAAGCUUUUGCACACUGGAAACUCAGUCAAGAUAAGAUGUGAAGGAAUCAGACUGUUUUUACAGUGGAUUCAAGCACUACAGACAAAUUGCUUAGAAGAACAGUUUUUAAUCUUUGCUUGCCUCGUGCCUGGAUUUCCAACAGUGACUUCCUCAAGGGGUCCCUGCACGCUGGAUACUAUUAUUACCAGCUCCUACAGUAACGCUCCGGAUGCCAAGGUUGUUUCUGAAGAAAUCACGCCUCUAGUGCCAGCAGUAGCAGGUGAAAAGAUAGCUGAAGACCAGACAUGCUAUUUUCUACAAAUUGUUCUGAAGAACAUGGUUAUCCAGGCUUCAAGCUUAGAAUGGAGGAACAGAGAAAAUAAAGACACUGGCUUCAGGUUUCUCUUCACGCUCUUUAAGAAGUACUACCUUCCUCAUUUGUUUCCAUCCUUUACAAAGCUCACCAACGUGUACAAGCCUCUGCUGGCUAUUCCUCAGCUCAGACCAAAGCCACUGUACCUUCCUGUGACUCGCAACAAUGAGAGUACUUACUGCACAAGAGACCAAUUUCUGGCAGCGCGCGUUGCUUUUAUCAAAUGGCUCGUGACCUUCUUUCUGGAAAAGAAGUAUGUCACAGCAGCUCUAAACACUAAGAAUGGAGGGGAGGUGCUUCCCAGAAUAAUCCAGACUGUAACUGCAGGCAGUACAAGUCAAGAGAAGAACUCUGAGGCUGAGAGCAAUGGACCCAUUGAACAGGACAAGAACCAUUCCAACAGCAGCACUCUGUCUGACAGAAGACUCAGUAACUCCAGCCUUUGCAGCAUUGAAGAGGAGCACCGGACAGUCUAUGACAUGGUGCAGUGGAUUCUGCUGUCUACCAGGGACAAUGUGAAUUUUGUAAAUGAAGUAUUCCACCAGGCUUUCCUGUUACCAUCUUGUGAGGCCUCUGCAACAAGAAAGGUGAUACAGGUUUACAAGAAGUGGAUCCUGCAAGAUAAGCCUGUAUUCAUGACUGAGCCAGAAAAGAGCAAGCGGGGAGAGGAGGAAGGAGUGCAUUCUGAUCCUCUGCAGGAAAUAGAGACAGACAGCAAACAGCCUACAGAGCAUCCCAGUCACAAGCGCACUUCCAGCAGUGCAAUAAGCAGAGGCUGCAUUAACGAAGAGGAAAACGCAGAUGUCAAAGCUGGGGUCCAAUCUAUGUUGCAGGUGUUCCUGACAAAUUCUUCCAAUGUCUUCUUACUUGAACCUUGUCCUGAUGUCCCAAAGCUCAUGGAAGACCAGGUUGACGUGUGUAAAUCUGUGCUCAAUAUUUACAGGAAAAUGAUAAUGGAGCAUACCAUGAAUAAGCAGACCUGGGAGCAAAUGUUACAAGUAUUGCUUAGAAUCACUGAUGCUGUGAUGCGAAGGCCACAGGAAAACACUAAAGAUGUGUUUGCCACAAGCCUGGCUGGAAUGCUUUUUCGGACGAUAAUGGUAGCCUGGGUUCGGGCUAAUUUAAGUGUCCUUGUCACCCGGGAGCUCUGGGAUGAGCUGCUCAGUGUGCUGUCGUCCCUCACUGCUUGGGAGGAGCUAGUCAUCGAGUGGGCCAACAUCAUGGAUUCUCUCACAGGAGUCAUAGCAAGAUCUGUCUAUGGCCUAGAUAUGAGCAGCUUGCCGCUCGACAAACUGAGUGAACAGAAAGAAAAGAAACAGCGAGGCAGAGGAGUGAUUCAGGACGCUCAAAAGGGAGCUGCUAUGGGUAGAUCGUUUUCUCUGAGCUGGAGAAGUCACCCUGAAGUACAGGAGCCCAUGCGAUUCAGGAGUGCCACAACAUCAGGGGCUCCAGGAGUGGAAAAAGCAAGAAACAUGGUCCGGCAAAAAGCAACAGCUAAGCGAAGCCAUUCUAUCAGCAACUGUGUUCAUCUGUACGAGGCUUUGCCCGCUGCUAAAAGCGUGCCUCUGCUACUUCACACUGUGAGCUCUUUCUUGCCUGGUAUCUCUUACAACUCUUCCGCUCACAGACUUUCAGAAGUGGAUGAGAGCCAGCAGGGUGACAGUCCCACGGAUGCAGAGACCCUUGAUGUGGAUCGAGAGCAGCAGCUCACUCGCAGCAGCAGCACCUCAGAUAUUGCACAGCAGCUCACCUCCAACUCAUUCCAAGGACAAAAAAGGGAAAAUUCACCAAAUAACAACUAUUCAGACUCAAGAAACGAGGGUUUGGAAAACAUUGGAACAGGAAGAAAAGAAGUUGAGGCUCCUGUGAUCUACGUCAGGCGAAGUAGCAAUCCUGGUGAACUUGAAUGUCCUGGGGAUGGCCUGCUACCUUUAGGAAGACAGAGGCAGCGAGAGAAAAGUGCGUUGGGAUUUCAUUUUCAAGUCUACCCAUUCUACCCAUGUAUCUGGCUGCUUAUGAGUGAGAGUGCCAGCAGUGAAACCUCUAAUGGCUGUCUCAAUGAAGCAGAUGCCUGUUUAAUGUCGUGGCAGAUGUUUGAGGAGGAGCCUGAUUCUCUCUCUCCUGCUGAUGUCACUAUUGAUUCAGACAGCCCACGGAAUUUGCUGCAGCUCAGCCCUACUGAUGGCAUGACAGACAGCAGUGAAUGUCUAGCCGAUGACAUCAGUAUCAUUGCCGGUGGAAGUCUUACUGGCUGGCACCCUGACUCUGCAGCAGUGCUGUGGAGAAGAGUUCUAGGAAUACUGGGAGAUGUGAACAGGAUCCAGUGUCCGAAAAUACAUGCAAAGGUGUUCCUCUGUCUGUACGAGCUGUGGCACAAGCUAGCAAAGAUCAGAGACAACCUUGGAAUCAGUGCUGAUAACCAGUCCUCCCCUCCACAGCCCCUCCUCAUCCCACCGCUGACAAUGUUUGCAUCCUGGUUAUUUAAGGCUACUGCAUUGCCUCCUGAGUACAAGGAAGGGACACUCCAUGCCUACAGGUUGAUUUGUGAGAUGAUGACCAAGCAUCAAGAUGUCCCGCCCAACUCUGAUUUCCUUGUACACUUCUACCAUGUGAUGCACAAGGGCUUCAUCAGUGACGAUCAGGAUGUUUUGAACACAGUCAUCCGGUAUUGUUCUCCGCGGUUCUUUUUUCUUGGUUUGCCUGGGUUCACGAUGUUGGUUGUUGACUUCAUCUCAGCUGCUGCCCGGAUCCUUAGCUCUGAUGCAUUGGAAGCCCCACGCAUUGAAGCACAAACUAUUCUCGGCUCCCUAGUGUGCUUCCCAAACCUUUAUCAGCAAAUGCCUUUACUGCAGCCUGUUCCUGGAUCUACUGAGAAAUUCACUGGGAAUGAGGACAUUAAGGACUGUUUCAUAAACAUUUUAUUGAGGAAUGCCAGAAGUGAGCCAAUUGAAGGUGCAAGAUGCAUCGCUGUGUGCAGUCUUGGGCUGUGGAUCUGUGAAGAACUGGCCCAGUGCACACACCACCCUCAUGUGAAAGACGCUAUCAAUGUAAUGGGUGUAACACUGAAGUUUGGAAACAAAGUCAUUGCCCAUGUAGCAUGUGAUGUCUUUCGUCUGCUAGUCUGUCACUGGCAGAACCUUCAGAAAUAUGAAGCAUUUCUUCCCAAGAAGAUCACCGAAAUUUUAGUGGCCACGAUUGCAUUUCUAUUGCCAAGUGCAGAACACUCUACCAUGGAGGCAGAUAAAGAACUAAUGGUAUCUCUGCUGCUCUGCCUGUUGGAUUGGUGCAUGGCAAUUCCUUUGAAUACACUGCUAGAGCCCAUUGCCAUGCCUGUACUUGAAGAUCCUUAUUCUCAAAAAGCCCCUCUUCUGGACUAUAUUUACAGGGUUCUGCACUGUUGUGUUCAUGGCUCAAAUCUCUACACACAGCAAAGCCAUUACCUGCUGAGCCUUGCAGACCUCUCCGCAACAGACUACGACCCGUUCCUGCCGGUCGGGAAUGUCAGGAACGCAGAGCCACCGCAGCCUCAUACCAGUGUGGAUUUUGGCAGCCUGCUCACGGUAGCGGAGGAGAAGAAAAGGAGGAACAUGGAACUGAUUCCUCUGACUGCACGCAUGAUCAUGACACACCUUGUGAACCACUUGAGCCACCAUCCACUCAGCGGAGGUCCUGCCGUUCUUCACAGCCUCAUCAGCGAGAACCACGACAACGACUAUGUGGAGUCAUCUGAGCUGUCUUCAGAGGUCUUCAAGAGUCCUAACCUGCAGCUGUUUGUGUUCAACGACAGCACCCUUGUUUCCUAUUUGCAGAUCCCUGCAGAAAAGACUGGAGCCGGAGGUGCAGCAGAUGUCCGAGUCAUUGUGAGAGACAUCUCUGGAAAGUAUUCGUGGGACGGUGGCAUUCUCUAUGGACCUUUGGAUGGACAGUCAUCCAGUAGCUGUAAAGACCAACAUAUAAAAGUGCCUUGGGGCAGUGCCAGGCCUGGACAGAACGUGCAUCCAAUGAGCUGGGACUCUGAAGGUAUCAGUGAAGAAGGGCAGGACGUGUUGGACAAGCUGCUGGCGAACCUGGGCAGCUGUAGUCCAGAGUGCCUGUCCCAGCAGCAGGGGAAGCUCAAUGAUCCAGCUCUGCCACCACAGGGUAUGAGUCAUGAGCAGGAACACACCAUAAUGGAAGCCAUCUUAAGGCAGAGCUCCCAAGAAGAAGCACAUGUCAAGAGGUGGCACAGUGACAUAAGCAUGAAAGUAAGCAGUCAGAAAGAACCGGCUCCUCAAGAGCCCAAAGCACCUUUCUAUUUCUGCAGGCUCCUGCUGAAUGAUCUGGGCAUGAAUUCCUGGGAUCGGAGAAAAAGUUUCCAUCUACUGAAAAAAAACUCAAAGCUCUUGAGAGAACUUAAAAACUUGGAUUCAAGACAAUGCCGAGAAACACACAAGAUAGCUGUGUUUUAUAUCGGGGACGGCCAGGAGGACAAGUGCUCCAUUCUCUCAAACACCGAAGGUAGUCAGGCCUAUGAAGACUUUGUCUCAGGACUUGGCUGGGAGGUGGACCUCUCAACACACUGUGGAUUCAUGGGUGGCCUGCAGCACAAUGGCAGCACAGGCCAGACAGCCCCUUACUACGCUACCUCCACUGUGGAAGUGAUCUUCCAUGUGUCCACAAGGAUGCCGUCAGAUCCAGACGACUCGCUGACAAGAAAGCUUCGUCACCUGGGAAAUGACGAGGUUCAUAUCGUCUGGUCUGAGCACACAAGGGACUAUCGCAGGGGCAUUAUACCUACAGAUUUCGGGGAUGUGUUGAUCAUUAUUUAUCCAAUGAAGAAUCACAUGUUCUUCAUACAGAUCAUGAAGAAACCACAGAUCCCUUUCUUUGGUCCUCUGUUUGAUGGAGCCAUCGUAACAGGAACACUGCUGCCAAGUUUAGUGCGUGCCACAUGCAUUAAUGCCAGCCGAGUUGUGAAGUCUCGCCUGACACUCUACCAGAGCUUCUAUGAAGAAAGGGCAUUGUACCUGGAGGCAAUCGUCCAGAGCCACAGAGAAGUGAUGACGUUUGAAGAUUUUGCUGCACAAGUGUUCUCUCCCUCCCCGAGCUACUACACCCUGAGUGGAACAGGCUCCCUCAAUGGCAGUGCGAGUGCUGAGCUCCCCGUUGCUGUAGGAACGGACUCCACAGAUCAGGUCUCCCCUACAAUGCCACGCUCCACAAAGAGCAGAGUCCCUGGGAAACUCCGCCGCUCUGCCAGCGCCAUCAGCAAAUCCUCAAACUGACUGUGGGACCUUCGAUUUCAAACACUUCAGAUUUUACCAAUAACAUUGGUACUUUUCAUUAUUGUUUAAUCAUUCUUUAUUUCUUCUUCUUGUUUUUUAUGAAAAGUUAGACCAGUUGGCGUAAACACCCAGAAGAGUGGGAGCUAUACAUGUUUCUUUUUGCAGUACUUUAUCAGGUUUGUUAGGGAUACCUGCAAAACAAACAUAACUCAUUGGUAUUGUAAGGCUAGGGAAUUUGUUAGGAGCCAUAUUUAAUAUCUGAUAACACUGUUGGUCAUUCAGUACAGUACAUUUAAAAUUGGCCAUAUGAAAAGAAAAAGGAACCUAAUCCAUUUAAGAGCAAUAGGUACAACAUUGCCCUUUUCAUAACUUUUUAACAAUGCUGUUCUUGGUGCUUUGUUAGUAGUUUUCCCAAUACGUUUAAAAAUCUUUUUCAUUCGCUGUGCUUUUAUAACCCUCAGUCCAAGAAAGCUUGUUCAUGUUUCUUUGCCACACACUUCGUUACCUCAUAAGCACGGUGCUGUCCGUGGUACUGAGGAAACCACCAUUCUCAGAAAGAGGGCCUGAAGGGGCCUGCUUUAGAAAGACAGGCAUGACAUCGCCUUCCUCUGCAAAGCAAGGAAAAACACUGGGAACACGGCACCCGAAAAAACAAAACUCAGAAGGUCAUGCUUGUUUGUUUGUUUUUCAUUUACUAGUAUUACUGAAUAUUGUCUAAAAGUGGUGGAAAUGUAAGAUAUGUGUUUGGGUCAGGGCUGCAUAUUAACACUAGCUUACUCUUCACCCCACACAUCUUUGAAGACAACCGAGUGAAAAGAACCAUUUGAUCUUAGGUAGCUGAUCUAUGGGUAAUCCUCAAUCUUUAUCUGUAUUGCCUUUUAGUUGGGCAGUUGCAUUGCUAGAUUUAUCUCUCACUGAUCCAGAAAACUACAUACAGUUUGUUUCUCCACAUCUAGCAUAGUUUCGGUUUUGCUUGGUUUAUGCUAAAUAGAUUAAGAGUAUAAAUACAAUGCUGUUUAUUACUCUAUUGAAUUGUGAAAUCUUAAGGUAACCUGUUAUAUAUACAUAUAAUUUUAAUAUACAUUUCUUACUACAGAUUAUUUUUCUUCUUGUAAAGCUACAGAUUUUCCAUUAUGACAUUCAUAUACAGUGUGUUGUUUUGCAAUCUUUAUCUGUGUUAACAUAAUGUGAAUGUGUCUUCUGUUGUGACAUGAAAAAUGCUUUAAAAUUUUUAUCAUAUGUAAAUAUGGAGUAAUAUUUGAGAACGAUUUGCAGUUAUGUUAUGUUUUUUUGCUGUCAGUUUUUGUGAAUUUGCUGAUUUGAUUAACCCUGCAAUCAGAGCCUCAGGUAUUGUCUUCUCUGCACAUGCUCUCUGUGUAUCUGGAUCAGAAACUGGAAAGUAUUGCUCACAGUGCUGAUGUAAUACCUUAAUACAAAUGUCAGGUUGGAGAGUACAUUGUGUGUCAUAUUGAAGUGAAUACAGUACUUUUCAGGGUUUCAUUGCUUGGAUAAAUUAAAAGUGAAAGAUAACUGAUUGCCUUGCAUUAUAGUUUUUAUUUUCUGCUGAGCUAUAUGCCUAAAUGGUGGCUUACAAUCAGAGCCAUUAGGUCGCGGGUUCAGUACCUGUCACCUCUUUAUUUAUGUUUAAGUAUGUGAGUAUUUUUCUAUGCUCUGUAACGUGGAGGUAUGAUAAUGGCUUCAGCAGAUGCAGGAGCAUGUGAUUUAUAGAGCUGAAGAAUCACUGAAAGUUAAAGCUUGAUGUAGGUGUACACUAACGCUAAACAAGGCACACAAGAAUAAGGAAUGCCAGCACGCAAUCCAGUGUAGCCACCAGCUCAUUUGAAAGCUGGUUUGUGUUUAGCUGUUUUUUCACUGCUGUCCCUUGAUAGUACAGUUGCCAUGUGAGCCAGGUAUUGCAUGCACUGCAUAUGCUCUACUUGAGAAGCGACUCUGUCCUGUUGCACUGCACUGCCUUACCUGUACAUGAUUAUUAAGCACUGCUGUGUCACAUAGGAGGUGUCAUCUGAGAGCUGCACACUCCGUGUGUGUGUGUAAAUAUCUUUAUUUGUGUACAUUAUAU